Tympanuchus pallidicinctus (lesser prairie-chicken) is the source of this 3298-nucleotide messenger RNA. RefSeq names its product HCK proto-oncogene, Src family tyrosine kinase (gene HCK). Gene Ontology annotation, biological process: cell surface receptor protein tyrosine kinase signaling pathway; innate immune response; cell differentiation. The transcript is spliced from 13 exons. NCBI's taxonomy places the organism in Eukaryota, Metazoa, Chordata, Aves, Galliformes, Phasianidae. Gene Ontology annotation, molecular function: signaling receptor binding; ATP binding; non-membrane spanning protein tyrosine kinase activity. Gene Ontology annotation, cellular component: extrinsic component of cytoplasmic side of plasma membrane. The record is from RefSeq and is a predicted model, not a curated record. Bases 1103 to 2644 code for a protein of 513 amino acids.
ACCCACCCCAGUGCUGUGACAAGCUGGGCUGGCACAGGAGGGUGCUCUCACAGCAAAGUGGGGUCAGUGUGGCUGUACUGGGAUGGGAGGGUGGCAGCCACAGCCUCCCCGUGCCGGGGGUCUGGAUGCGCUGCAGUGAAGUGUUUGCCUUCCUCCAGGAUGGGGAGUGGUGGGGAUGGCUGUUCCUGGACUAAGCAAAGCCCCCAGGAGCCCCACAGCUCCGAGCAGGGGGCAGCACCUGGGCAGGCAGCGUGAGGGCUGCCCGCAGCAAGUUACUUCCCUAAAAAUGAUGUAUGCAAAUCCUUGUGCAAGUGAAGCACUCGGGUUUUCUCUUUACUUCUCCUGGGGGCACAGAACCGGGUGGGAAGUGAUAAUGCUCUGGUCCCAUCCUGUACCCCAUCCUUGCUUCUCUCGUCCCGCGGCGGGUGAAGGAAUGGCUCCCUGUCCCGAGCAGCCCUGGUCGGGGCUGAGGACCGGGAUGUCACUGAGGGCUGGGACAGGGAGUGUCGUACCGGAGAGGGGCGGAGCCACACCGGGUGAGGCGGAGCCACACCGGGACAGGGAGCAACACCCACCGAGCUCGAUGUGGUGGCAGCAGCAGUGGAUUUGGCUUUGGGACGGGGACCGGGACCCGUGACAGCAGCCAAGGUGAGAGAAGAGCCCCCAGGGCAGCGAGGUCAGUGGGACUCAGAGCCCCCGGUAAAGGGCUGCCCUUCGCCAUCCCUGCCUGAGACAGCAGAGCUGCAGCAGUGGUGCCCUGUGCUGGAUUCGGCCCCUGUCCUGUCCCUGCUAGGUGUGGUGGCACCUGGAUGGGAACCGAAGUCUGGGGAUGGUAGGGGGGCAAUGCCAAUGAAAUGGAUGCUGGGGUGCAGGGAAGGAGGAGGUGAUGCCGUGGUGUCGCUUCCUGUCCCCACAUUUGGGCUCAGCCACAGGAGCUGCAGAACAUGAGGUGCACCAGGGGAUCCCCAAUGCUACCAGGUCACUGCAUGGGACAGUGCCUCAAGACGUGGAGAGUUGGUGACUGUGAGGUGCUCAGACACUUCUGCUCUGCUGGAGAGCACGGUGGGCAAAGGCUCUGGCUUGCUGUGAAGGACCAGGAGUGAUGGUGACGCGGCUGGGAGGUGGCAGUGAUAGUCUCUCAAGGACCAUGGGACUGAGGAUGGGUUGCAUGAAGUCAAAGGAAGACAGCAUCCAAGAGAAGAUGCAGUUAGGCCACGAUAAGAAGGACCCCGCGUCUGGCAGCAAGCAACACGAUGAACACGGAGUGUCUGCGCCCCUGCUGGCGGAUGGCUCAGGGGACAACGUGGUGCUGGCACUGUAUGACUAUGAGGCGAUGCACUCUGGGGACCUGAGCUUCCAGAAAGGGGAGCAGCUGCAGGUCCUGGAGCAGCUGGGAGAGUGGUGGCAGGCACGGUCACUGGUGACAGGGCGCAAGGGCUUCAUCCCCAGCAACUUCGUCGCCCAAGCUGACUCACUGGAGGUGGAAGAGUGGUUCUUCAAGGGUGUCAGCAGGAAGGAUGCAGAGCGGCAGCUGCUCAGCCCCGGGAACACAUUGGGAUCCUUCAUGAUUCGGGACAGUGAGACGACCAAAGGUUGCUACUCCUUGUCGGUGCGGGAUGGGGACGGCCUGCAGGGAGGCAGCAUCAAGCACUACAGGAUCCGGACACUGGAUAGUGGUGGCUUCUACAUCUCCUCACGCAGCAGUUUUGACACACUGCAGGAGCUGGUGGAGCACUACAAGGGGCAGAGUGAUGGGCUGUGCCAGAGGCUCACCUACCCCUGCAGUGUGCCCAGACCCCAGAAGCCCUGGGAGAAAGAUGCCUGGGAAAUUCCUCGGGAGUCACUGAAGCUGGAGAAGAAGCUGGGAGCCGGGCAGUUUGGAGAAGUGUGGAUGGCAACCUACAACAAGCACACCAAGGUGGCAGUGAAGACAAUGAAACCUGGCAGCAUGUCUGUGAGUGCCUUCCUGGAGGAGGCAAACCUCAUGAAGGGCCUGCAGCACAACAAGCUGGUGAGGCUGCACGCUGUGAUCACCAGGGAGGAGCCCAUAUACAUCAUCACCGAGUUCAUGGAGAAAGGGAGCCUGCUGGACUUCCUGAAGAGUGAGGAAGGCAACAAGCAGCCACUGCCAAAGCUGAUCGACUUCUCUGCACAGAUUGCAGAAGGAAUGGCUUUUAUUGAGAAGAGGAACUACAUUCACAGAGACUUGAGAGCUGCCAACAUUCUCGUGUCAGCGAUGCUGGUAUGCAAGAUUGCAGACUUUGGGCUGGCCAGGAUCAUUGAAGACAAUGAGUACGUAGCUCGGGAAGGUGCCAAAUUUCCCAUUAAAUGGACUGCGCCAGAAGCAAUCAACUAUGGAUCUUUCACUAUAAAAUCUGAUGUCUGGUCCUUUGGGAUCCUCCUGACUGAGAUCAUUACCUAUGGGCGCAUCCCAUACCCAGGGAUGUCGAGCGCGGAGGUGAUCAGAGCUCUGGAGCACGGCUACCGCAUGCCCCGUACGGAAAGCUGUCCUGAGGAGCUCUACGAUGUCAUGAUGAGAUGCUGGAAAACCAAACCAGAGGACCGUCCCACCUUUGAGUACAUGCAGAGCAUUUUGGAGGAUUUCUUUACUGCGACAGAGGGCCAGUACCAGCAGCAGGCAUAGAGCAGAAAGCGCGGUGAAGGCAGCGGAGAGCACUGUGCACUCCAUCCCAGCAGCACCUCCCUGUCCCACUUGUGGUGUUCAGUGUGUGCCUUCCUCAUCUGCCAGCCUGGUACAGAAAACGAUGGCUUCCAGUUGCGGCCUGGCGGGGCAAAAGUGGAGCAGUUCAUUUGAGCCUCUGGGUACAGCAACUGCAGCACUUCAUCUCAUCCCUGCCCCGGGGCCCUGCAGAGGUGUCACAUGAACCACAGCUCCCUUUGGGUGUCCCACACACUUCUUGUGGUGCUUCAUCUGCUGAGGAUGAGGAACGCACACACAAUGGGGCUGAUUGCACCUCAGUGAUAUCAUACAAUCACAGAACCACAGAACAUGGUGGGAUGGAAGGGACCCAAGAGGAUCACUGAGCCUCUCUGGGACCAUCAGCAUGAUGGCUGCCAUCAGCAGCACUGCAGGGCUUUGCACGACGAGCAACGAAUGUUCCUUACGCACUCAGUUUGUCCUUCUGGUUUUCUUAGUAUUUAAUGAUGUGGCAUCUGGGGAAGAAGAGAGGGAGAAUUAUUUUUGUACAGAAUUUUUGUCCCCUACUUCUUACAACAGAGAGACAGCGAUUUUUGUUUUCUCCUCACAUAAACAAACACCGCUGUCUGCUGGCUUUAA